AUGCCGUCUCAAGACCAGCUUAAAGAGAUUUUCAACCUCUAUGACGAGGAACUUGAUGGUAAGAUCGAUGGUACCCAAAUCGGAGACGUCGUUCGAGCUGCCGGACUGAAGCCAACCAACGCUAUGGUUGUGAAGGCUUCCGGACAGGAAUUCAAGCGUAAGGGUGAGAAGCGCAUUACGUUCGAGGAAUGGCUGCCGAUUUUCGAGCAAUUGUCGAAGGAAAAGGAACAAGGAACGUACGCUGACUUCGUUGAGGGACUUAAGGUCUUCGACAAGGAAGAGUGCGGCAAAAUCCUCGCAGCUGAGCUCAGACAUAUUCUCCUAGCCUUGGGAGAGCGACUCUCUGCCGACGAGGUUGACGAGAUUCUGAAAGGAGCCGAAGAUGCAGAAGGUCUGAUUAAAUACGAGGAUUUCAUCAAGAAAGUUCUGGCUGGUCCGUUCCCCGAUUCAGACUGA
Messenger RNA from Necator americanus (New World hookworm), 456 nucleotides. RefSeq lists its product as uncharacterized. Bases 1 to 456 code for a protein of 151 amino acids. Gene Ontology annotation, molecular function: calcium ion binding. The transcript has 6 exons. NCBI's taxonomy places the organism in Eukaryota, Metazoa, Nematoda, Chromadorea, Rhabditida, Ancylostomatidae. The record is from RefSeq and is a predicted model, not a curated record. Gene Ontology annotation, cellular component: muscle myosin complex.